AUGGACAAAUUCUUAAAAGUGACCAUAACCUCCAAAGAGGCUCCCUCUCUCGGACGACUUCUUGGGCUAGUGAUCGCCCCCGACCUGAAAUCCUAUACGCGUUCUAUCUAUCUAUCUAUCUAUCUAUCUAUCUAUCUAUCUAUCUAUCUAUCUAUCUAUACACCCUUCUCCUGUUGGAGCUCAUAUGGUGGUGCACAUCAGCUGCAGCUCAUCAAAGUGGUUGCUCAUCUCCUGGAGUUCAUUAAAGUAGUGGCUAUCUACGGGUGCUCAUCUGCUGUGCCUAUCAGUGGUGGUCCUUUUACUGGAGCUCAUCAGAGUGGUGGUCCUUUUACUGGAGCUCAUCAAAGUAGUGGUCCUUCUCCUGGAGCUCAUCGGAGUGGUGGUCCAUCUCCUGGAGCUCAUCAAAGUUGUGGUCCAUCUCCAGGAGCUCAUCAGAGUGGUGGUCCAUCUCCUAGAGCUCAUCAAAGUGGUGGUCCAUCUCCUGGAGCUCAUCAGAGUGGUGGUCCAUCUCCUGGAGCUCAUCCAAGUGGUGGUCCAUCUCCUGGAGCUCAUCCGAGUGGUGGUUCAUCUCCUGGAGCUCAUCCGAGUGGUGGUCCAUCUCCUGGAGCUCAUCAGAGUGGUGGUUCAUCUCCUGGAGCUCAUCCGAGUGGUGGUCCUUCUCCUGGAGCUCAUCCGAGUGGUGGUCCUUCUCCUGGAGCUCAUCAGAGUGGUGGUCCAUCUCCUGGAGCUCAUCGGAGUGGUGGUCCAUCUCCUGGAGCUCAUCCGAGUGGUGGUUCAUCUCCUGGAGCUCAUCAGAGUGGUGGUCCAUCUCCUGGAGCUCAUCCGAGUGGUGGUCCUUUUACUGGAGCUCAUCAGAGUGGUGGUCCAUCUCCUAGAGCUCAUCAGAGUGGUGGUCCAUCUCCUAGAGCUCAUCAGAGUGGUGGUUAUGUACGGGAGCUCAUCUGCUGUAUAAAUGUAGGUUUUAUCGAAAAGUCAGACCCUUUUUGUACCAUACUCUCUUUUCCUAUCUAUCUAUCUAUCUAUCUAUCUAUCUAUCUAUCUAUCUAUCUAUCUAUCUAUCACAUUCUGUUAAUACAUACAUAUCUAUCUAUCUAUCUAUCUAUCUAUCUAUCUAUCUAUCUAUCUAUCACACUCUGUUCAUAUCUAUCUAUCUAUCUAUCUAUCUAUCUAUCUAUCUAUCUAGUUAACCAAGUUCGUUAUCUAUCUAUCUAUCUAUUUAUCACACUAUGUUCAUAUCUAUCUAUCUAUCUAUCUAUCUAUCUAUCUAUCUAUCUAUCUAUUAAUACCGCAACAAGCGGAAUAGAUAGAUACAAGAUCUAUCUGUUAAGUCUCUCUCUUUAUAUCUAUCUAUCUAUCUAUCUAUCUAUCUAUCUAUCUAGUUAG
Messenger RNA from Acanthosepion pharaonis, 1383 nucleotides. NCBI's taxonomy places the organism in Eukaryota, Metazoa, Mollusca, Cephalopoda, Sepiida, Sepiidae. The record is from the annotation of a GenBank genome assembly.